AUGAUGAUGCCUCCAAAGCCAACUUUUAUCCCAAUUCCAGUUCCUUACAUGGUUCCUGAUGAGCCUAAAGAACCUCCUCCUCCACCUCCAAGUGGAGGCGGACAGAAAAAGUGUUGUCCAGUUAUGCAAAUAUAUCAAAAGAAAGUACCAAAAGUUAUGAUGAACUCGCCUCCUCCUGCACCUUCACCAACGCCAGUUCAAGUUAUGAUUAUACCAGUUCCAAGUCCGACUCCUAUUCAUGUUCCCACUCCUUCCCCUGUCCCAGUUCCAAUGCCUAUUCCUAUUCCAUCUCCUGUACCUUCACCUGCCCCUCAUCCAGUUCCUUCUCCUCACCCAAUCCACAUUCCUUCACCUAUGCCUAUGCCAAUGCCUAUGCCAAUGCCGAUGCCAAUUCCCAUGCCAAUGCCUCCAAGUGGAUGGUCAAACCCUCCGCCAGGUCCACAGGCUAAAAGUUGGGACACACCAUCUCCAAUGCCUGCUCCAUCUGGUUGGAGUUCACCUGCCCCAUCACCUCCUCCUCCACCUCCACCUCCAGCUCCUGCUCCGAUGCAAAAACACACACCGAGUUGGUCGCCUAUGCCAAUGUCCCCACCACCACCUCCACCUCAAAUGGUUCACAUGGGUUGGUCUACACCAGUUUCACCUCCGAUGAUGAUGACCACCAGUUGGCCAGCUCCACCUCCAGUACCGAUGCCAAGUUGGGGACAGACUCCGGCUCCUAUGGCAAUGAAUUCAGGAUGGGGACAGCCAGCUCCUUCUCCACCGUCACAUACCUCAGUCGUGAUUGAAGCAGGAUGGAAUCCACCCGCUCCACCGCCUUCACCACCACCAUCCUCUUGGGGACCAGCUAAGCCAGUCUCGAUUUCAAUACCAAUGCCGGCUCCAGCAAUGGGCUGGAUGACACCAACACCGCAAAUGAUGCACAAUCCUUCUUCAGAUGGAUGGGAUUCCGGACCGACAACAGCUCUUGCCUGGAAAGCAGCAAGUGUCAUUAGGCCGAUAUUUGUCGAUGAAUGGUAUUAGAACCAAGACCUUCUAAAUGCGUUAUUUUUUUGCUUCGUCCAUGGACUGAUUUCCGUCUGAUUUUAACUUUCUUCGAAGAUUCGUUAGUGUCCUGAAAAUUUAGCAACUUAUCCAGUUGACUUAUAUUCAUUGAUCUAGCAAUUCAUCUUAAAUUUUGAUGGAUGAAUGAGUCAUGAAAGUAUAAUCAGUGAUGACAUUAAUAAUGAACUUUAAUGACUAAUGAAUUAUGAUGGGAUUAAUGAACUUUAUAAAUAGUUUAAUGACUCCAAAACUAAUCAACAAAUGUUUGAUCUCACGUUUCUGUAAUCGAUAAGAAAAACAAUCGAAAAUUUAUCUAAAUUGUUGAAUUAAUUCGUUUUUGAAUUAGUUAAUUUAAUUGUAAUUUAUUGACUUAUUUUAUUAUAUUCUCGACUAU
Messenger RNA from Tetranychus urticae (two-spotted spider mite), 1438 nucleotides. The record is from RefSeq and is a predicted model, not a curated record. Lineage: Eukaryota; Metazoa; Arthropoda; Arachnida; Trombidiformes; Tetranychidae.